AUGUUGCGCUGGUACCAAGCCAAAUUGGCUGCGAGGCCUAUUCUGACCACCAGCAUCAGCAGUGCGGUGUUAUUCGGCAGUGGAGAUAUUUUGGCGCAGCAGGCUGUUGACCGCCGAGGUCUCGAGAAGCAUGACUUUGCGCGCACCGGUCGCAUGGCUCUCUACGGUGGAGCGGUAUUCGGACCUGUUGCUACGAAAUGGUAUGGGAUUCUUCAACGUCACAUUGUCCUCAAGAGCACGGUUGGCACCACCUUCGCCCGUGUCGCAGCAGACCAGAUGGUGUUUGCCCCAAUCCAGUUGACCUGUUUCUUGUCCUCAAUGGCAAUCAUGGAAGGAUCCGACGUAGGAGAGAAGUUGCGUCAUUCCUGGGUUCCCAGCUACAAAGCCAACCUGUUAGUCUGGCCCUUUGUGCAGGGUGUCAACUUCACAUUCGUACCGCUAGAACUGCGUGUCUUGGUGGUCAAUGUGGUCAGCUUAGGUGAGUGA
Messenger RNA from Penicillium verhagenii, 486 nucleotides. RefSeq names its product Mpv17/PMP22 family protein. Gene Ontology annotation, cellular component: cytoplasm; mitochondrion; membrane. The transcript is spliced from 4 exons. The record is from RefSeq and is a predicted model, not a curated record. NCBI's taxonomy places the organism in Eukaryota, Fungi, Ascomycota, Eurotiomycetes, Eurotiales, Aspergillaceae. Bases 1 to 486 code for a protein of 161 amino acids.